Molecule: messenger RNA, 3183 nt
Organism: Triticum aestivum (bread wheat)
Lineage: Eukaryota; Viridiplantae; Streptophyta; Magnoliopsida; Poales; Poaceae
Product: membrane protein of ER body-like protein
Exons: 10
Coding region: 977-2983 (668 amino acids)
Source: RefSeq, a predicted model, not a curated record
GAUCAAGAAGAGGCUGCUGGUCCAAGCCCAUGAGAAUGGGAAUGGCCAUGGCCAUGCCAAUGGAGGAGGAGCAGAGGAGCCCGAGGCUGCUCCCGAGGUGGAGGAGGAGGAGGAGGAGGAGGAGGGUCCUGAAGAGGAGCAGCAGCGUCACAAGAGUAUCUUCUUGGAUGCAGCCAAAGGAGACAACUCCUGUUGCAGUGAUUUCAGGCUCCACCUGCCUCUCAUUCCUUAAUUUGUCCAUUUCUGGAAAAGCAAUAAUUCUCCAAAAAGUAACCCAUAUGUGCUCUGCAAAACUAACUUUGUCAUCUUGCAAGAGCUCUAGCCAGUGUCUGGAUGGUGAAAAUGUGAGAAAAUUUCAUUACUGCUGCUGUCUCUGCUCCCUAAUCAGUUUUAUUUACCUGGGAGGGAUCAACAGGAUGCACUGAUUGUUGCAUCCAGUGUCCUGGAGAUCUUAUUCAGAAACCAGACGAAAAAGGACACGCGAAACAUCGCUCUCAUCUCAUCUAGGCCUCACUCUGAAUCAUUGGAAACCUUCUGCUGACCACUCAAUUCACUGAUAUGUAGCCUUCCAUGGCAGAUGUCGACGGCGACUCGGAGGCUCCCCGGAUCCGCAAAGUCUUUCUUAAAAUUUAUCAUUGAGAUUAGACACUAACUCUCUCUUAAGAUUAGCUUUCUAUUGCUUCACCGAAGCGUGGUCGUUUGAUAAUAAUAUGGUAAAGCUAGUUUUCUAUUGCUUUACUGAAAGGUUAGCUUUCUAUUGCUUCACUGAAGGGCUAUGGAAGUGCCGGCACUGCGAUUGGACGUACCGCCUGAGUAGUCCGUGCGGAAAUGGUACCAUAGAUCAUCGAGGCUAUCGCCACCGAAUCGAACGGAAUAUCGAAUCGUUAGUUGAGAAGAAAGGAUCGUUUUAUGGUUCACCGAAAAAGUUCCUGAUAUUAUUAGUGAGGUAAGUGCCAGAUAUUUGGUCACGGGAACGAUGCGAUCUGGUGACGAAAAGGAAGACGCAGGUGAAACUCCGAGUACAAAAGACAAGCAGCUUGAAGCACAUGAAAAUGGCAGUGUUCAAGAAAUCAACCAUGGCCCAAGCAACCGCGAGUUAGAAAAUGGAUCACACUCAAAUGGUUCACAUCAGGUCCCCAACGGCGCUGAACCUAAGACAGAGUACCUGUUCGAAAUCAACAAGACUGAAAUUCACCCAACUGAAGUUGACAAGGACGAACCGGUCACCGAGGCUCAACCGAAGGUCGAAGAGUACGACCUCGAGAAGAUUUUGGACCAGCAAGAAACUCAUGACCUGUUCUGUCCCAACUGCAAGUCGUGCAUAACUCGGAGGGUGAUCCUCAAGAAGAGGAAAAGGACAGUAAGGCCAGCAACCCCCGAUGGACCGUCGAAGAGACCGUACACUGAAGAAGUGCUAGUGCCACUGCCUUCUGCUACUCUAUCUCGAAGUGAUGAGCAAGAGUCACCCGACGUGUUCAGAUGUUUGUCAUGCUUCUCCUUCUUCAUUCCAGCAGCAGGAUGCAGUUUCAACAUAUUCCGUAUAUUUGGGAGGAGGGAUGUGGACGGACAACCUGAUGUUCUGCCUCCUCCUGCAUCAGAGGACACGCCUCCUCGCUCUGAAAACUGCACAAGCUGGCUUCUGUCAUGUUUCCAGCCAGGAGAUAGCCCAAACCAACCUGCUCCUGCUGCAGAUCCACUGACGGUACCGCAGUCGACAGUCGAAUCUUCUUCGGAGAACCAAGCUGCUGAAGAUCCAGCGACGAUGCCACUGCAGUCCGAGACGCGGAACUCCAAUGAUACAACCACAACAACUGAAUCUAGCACAUCCUAUAUUCAUCAUAGUCAUGGCACAGUUGUGAAACCAGAGCACUCAAUAACCGGAUCAUCGUCGGAAGAUCAGACGACGACAACCACCACAACUAGGACGACGAAAGCAACAUCUACGUCAUCCUCUACAGCCACAUCAAAAGCAGCUAACACAUCAUCUCGCACACAGUCUGCUACAGAAUCGUCGCGUGCAGGGAUCUUCCACACAGACACACUGGAAGUGAUAACCGGUGAAAUGCCUCCCCCGAAGCCUGCCGGUGGUGCUAUCAUGGAUGGAAAUCACCACCUACUAGGCCAUGAAGAUGUUCACAGAGCUGCAACGACUACCUUCGAGAAUGGCUUUACAACCCAUUCAGUUCACACAUCAGGAACGAAGGUCGAUGGCCCGAAUGUGACGAAUAUCGCGAGGGGCGACAUAUCAACUACGCCGAUUCCUGAAGCAACAGGUCCACAUCAUGUAGCGGUAUCAGUCCCUGAAGAAGUGAAUCUGGUUGCUCCUAGACCACAACAGAGGGAUGACUGGGAUAUACUGAAAGCUAUAGUGUAUGGAGGCUUAGUGGAGUCAGUCACCAGCCUCUCUGUUGUUUCGGCGGCAGCAUCAAGCGGCGCCAAAACAUUGGACAUAUUCAUCUUGGGCAUGGCCAACCUUAUCGGAGGGCUCCCUCUCGUUUACCACAAUAUCGCCGAUCUGAGAGAUGUCCGAGACGUGAGCGACGACAACGAGCGGGUCGGACACUACUGGCUGCAGCUCGGGAGGCGGUCGAAAGCCCGGCUCCACAUGGUCCUGGCCCUGCUCUCAUACAUGGUGUUCGGGCUACUUCAACCGGUUGUCUACGGGCUGUCGUUCCGCGAGAGCAACAACAGGGAGAACAAGAUGAUGGCCGUCGCCGGCGCUUCCCUCGCGUGCAUCGCUCUGCUGGCGCUCGGAAAGGCGCAUGUCCAGACAGCACCCAGGGCAUACUUCAAGACCCUCGUGUACUACCUGACGAUCGCCGUGAGCUCGUCGGGGCUGUCGUACGUCGCCGGCGUGCUCAUCACGAGGCUCCUGGAGCACUUUGGUGUCAUCGAGCAAGGCGGGUCGGCUGCUCCUGCUCCUCCAGGGCUGUCGUUCGCUCAUUCAGUGGGUGCACAAACAUCUGCCUGGGCCUCAUUCUAAAGUCUGAACUCUGAAGUUCAUGGGAACACUGGUGCAAAAAAAGAAGACAUGUAGGAGGUGCACACUAGGAGAUGUAGCACUAGCUAGAUUACCUUGUGCCACAUCUUGGGCUUCAGUUAGUACUAAAACAUGAGGGCACACAUUUUUGUUUGUUCAUAAAUAGUUUGGAUUGCUUACCACAUGCGUCACGUGAAGGCACA